AUGCAUCAACACCCACGGUCGCCGGCGCCCCAGGCGCCCACCUCGAGCAGGUCGAGCUUAUCUCGUUCUGCCGAUCGCAGAGACUCCGAUCUCCGCCCGAAUUCUCCCACGGCCGAUGUGCGCAUACAACAUAGCAGAGGCUUGGGCAUCGAGACGGAGCCUGCCUCCGAGCAGUCGCAGAAUACGCCGCCCGGGAAAGAGGCGUUGGCAAAACUCAAUCAGAUUAUCUCGAACUAUCACACCAAAGCCGCUCUAAUUAUACUAAACUCCCGUGUUGAGCUUCCUGCGUCGUUUGUCAAGGGCUCCGACACUCCGAAAGUGAAUCGCUGGUUCAAUGUCGAGCUGGAGGACACGGACGCUCUCCGGGAACAAUUGCGGACAUGGCGGAUGUGCGAUGCGACCGAGAAUCGACCCCCUCCUUUGAUCAUCGAAACCUACCUGGAUACGGCUGGACUCACAAAUAACCAGAGUCUCGUGGCAUUAGAUGAGAAUGGGAAGCGAUGGGACGUGCUUGAAUCCCUCGCCACGUCACGAGAGGCACAGCCCGUUCGACCUCCCUCAUCCAAAUCCGAUGAUGUCAUCUUGGAGCGAUGGAGGAUUGAGCUGGGCGAUACGUCCAGUCGGCUCCCAACUGAUCUUGCCUCUAUUCUACCCACGAUAUACAAGAAGAGCAUCGUGCUCUUCAGAUCCCUAUAUGCGUAUUCGAAGCUUUUGCCCGCCUGGAAAUUUACUAAGCGUAACGGGAGAUUACGUGCCAACCCGGCUCUGCGCAUCAAAUAUAGAGUCCUCAGCGGACAAGCUUCUCAGGAGACCCCCAAGCCUGAUCAUCUGACCAUCCCGUUGUACGAAGGAAGCAACAAGGUGGUGGAUACUUAUAGCUUUGGAGUCACGGAAUCGCCUGCCGGCCCAUUUUCUGUGCAAGUCACCUACCGAACCAGCUGUGAAUUUAGAGUGGACGAUGCGGAAGCACUGCUAAGCUCACGUUUCAUGGGAGCCGACGAUGAAAUCUUCCGCCCUUCGUUACCAGACAAAGCGUUGCACACCAAGGGCCUCAACGCUGAGAUCGGGUCAGUCCCGCUAGAGAAGAGGACCGUCGAGGAUCCCGACCCAAGCCGGGCGUACGGCAGCCUGUCAACUUUCCAUCAAGUCGGACCUACGACAAGUGCAAGCCCGAUUUCCGCUCUCCGGGCUGCGAGGCAUUCGGGCGCCUCGUCCCCUUCCCCGCCUGGUUCUUCUUCUCGCCGGCCUCUGUCAAUGGCCAAAGCCAGCCCUGCAGGCCGUGCUGCUGUCCUCGCCGGAGAAGGCAGUCCCGCAGUUGGCAGACGGCCGUCCAUCUCAUUCCAACCGUUUAAAGCUCCACCGCUAUCGGCCUCUCCGUCGUUGGUCGACCCUCCUCUUGGUGCUUCUCCUCGCUCGGCACCAGGGUCUCGGAAUAUGCCUCCCCCAUCGAUGGCCGCGUCGGCACGCAAAUCCCUUACCGCGGCCCCCGACAAUGCGAUCGCAUCCUCUAACUCUGCCUCUCCACGGCCAGCUCCGAUCUCGAGGUAUAGUAGCGCUUUCAGUCACCGUCGGGGUAGACCUUCUUCCGGCGGUAUCAAAGUGGACGAUGAUACCUCGAGUGGCAAAGCCAGUGCGACGUCUUCUGCCCAACCUGGCUCUGGUUUACUCGCAGAAGCAACGGGCACGAGCGCGGAAUCCAUCCACGCAGACGACGAGAACAUCUCUGAGUUCUUGAAAAUGCUCGAUUUGAAAAAGGAUCUAUUAAAUCCUUCGAAUCCCACGAAUCUGGACGCUGCUGCGCGUAGAACCACUGCCACCAGUGCUGCUCUGACUCGGUUCCAGCGAAUGAGAGAUUCUAAUGCCGCUCUUUCAGACUCAAUGUCGUCUUCCUUGCUUUUGCAGCGCUCGUCCAAUUCCUCGAGUAAGCAGCUCUCGGGUGUCCCCCCUAUGGUGGCCGGUACAUCCAUCUCCACGGCAUCCUCACCCGGCAAACCAAUCUCGCCUCAUACACCUCAUACGCCGGCCAUCCCGUCCCGCCUCAGCUCCAACAGCAUUGUUGAUUAUAAUGACCCCAGCAACAAUGGACAACAUGACACGUCUCUCGACGAGAACAGUGAUGGGACGGAGCGUACGCCAUCGGCCGUGAACGCAAUCGAUAUUCCCACGUCGCCGCGAGUCUUUCCUCCCGUCUACCGCCGCUCUAGCUCUGCCGCACACCGCCGCCGUACUGUUGCCGUUGACGAUGAUGAGAUUUUCCCUUUUAACAUGCGAAGCGUGAGCUUGGGCGCUGAAGAGAGAUCUAACCUUAGCUUGAGCGCAUUGCAUCGGCAACAUGAGUAUGAGAGCAAUGAAGCCAAUGUGGACCAACCGCAGAGGCAGCUACGUCCUACAUCGUUGAGCGAUGACCCGACGGGGCCUGCGACCUCCGCAGCACACGAUGCAGCCCAGCAUAGAAGGGCAGUAGCCCCCGAUGCGACGGCGGCAUCUACAUCAUCAUCGCACCACCACGUGUAUCAACCACGCUUCGGCAGUCAUCGUGGUCGAGGGUAUUCCGGAGGUCCUCAGUCGCUCAGCUCGGGCUCAAGCAGUCUCGCACGUGGAAACAUGAUCUCGCCGUAUGCUGCAGACCGGGACAACGACCGCGAAGGUACCGGAAGCGGUAGCAAUAGUGGCACAUCUGCGCUGGAGGAACGCCGCGGAGCUGGGCGACGGCCCAGUGCUGGCCGUGGCGGUCCUUCCCAGACAGCGGAAGAGGACGAGCCCUUGUUAUUUGCGAUGAGUGAUUUUGGCGUAUCCCGACGAAGCUUCGAAGAGGGCCGACAUGGCAAUCACACCGCCGAUGCUGGUGGGAACUCCAGCACAUCUCGACGAGGCAGCCGGCGAGGAGGACUAUCAGGAUUUACCAUCUGGUAG
Aspergillus steynii IBT 23096 is the source of this 2913-nucleotide messenger RNA. Its product is annotated as putative autophagy protein Atg13. Gene Ontology annotation, cellular component: extrinsic component of membrane; cytosol; Atg1/ULK1 kinase complex. Gene Ontology annotation, biological process: protein localization to phagophore assembly site; autophagosome assembly; mitophagy. The transcript has 3 exons. Lineage: Eukaryota; Fungi; Ascomycota; Eurotiomycetes; Eurotiales; Aspergillaceae. The record is from RefSeq and is a predicted model, not a curated record. Bases 1 to 2913 code for a protein of 970 amino acids.